Messenger RNA from Toxorhynchites rutilus septentrionalis, 1684 nucleotides. Its product is annotated as dnaJ homolog subfamily B member 12. NCBI's taxonomy places the organism in Eukaryota, Metazoa, Arthropoda, Insecta, Diptera, Culicidae. Gene Ontology annotation, molecular function: Hsp70 protein binding. The transcript has 6 exons. Gene Ontology annotation, cellular component: endoplasmic reticulum membrane. Gene Ontology annotation, biological process: cellular response to misfolded protein. Bases 232 to 1311 code for a protein of 359 amino acids. The record is from RefSeq and is a predicted model, not a curated record.
CUCACUGACGUUCGACAUCUGAUGUCACAGUUUUCCGUCUUGUGCUUUCGAAAGAGAAAAAUAUAAUUUCCAAAUAAUAGCAUUUUAAGUCGAAGUGAAUCAACAUAGGAUUGAAUGAAACAUUUUGCUGCAGAUUAAAGUUUAGAAUUUUUCAGCUAGCACGGCCAAUGAUCCACAGAAUCUCGGAAAUAGACUAAAACUAGCCGGGUAGCAAAGAGUUAAAAAUAAAUUAUGAACAAGGAAGCGGCUGAGGAUUGUGUGGACAAAGCUGUGUCCUAUCUUGCCGAGGGCAAGAUUGAACGAGCGGAGAAAUUACUAUCAAAAUCAAUUCUAUUGCAUCCAACAAAGCGGGCGGAAGAGCUAUUGGAGAAAAUAAAAUGUGGAGCGUUUACAAAGAAGUCUUCGGGGAAUACGUCGGACGAUGGGAUGCGGCAACGAGCGACUGCUGGCCAGAGCGCAAAGGCUGAUUCUUCUACGGAAGCGGAUUACACCCCAGACCAGCUCGAGGCUGUCAAAAGAAUAAAAAAAUGUAAGGAUUACUACGAGGUUCUGGGAGUGUCAAAAGAAGCUACGGAUACGGACAUUAAGAAGGCUUACAAAAAGCUAGCAUUACAGCUGCAUCCGGAUAAAAACAAGGCGCCUGGAUCGGUGGAGGCAUUCAAGGCGAUUGGAAAUGCUGUAGCGAUUCUGACCGACGCUGAAAAACGAAAAUCGUACGAUCUGUAUGGGGGAGAAGACCAGCAGCAGAAUACGGCACGUCGCACCCGUCCGCAGUACGCCUAUUCGCGUGGCUUUGAAACCGAGUUCACCGCGGAGGAACUGUUUAAUAUGUUCUUCGGUGGUAAUAUUCCUACGCAGCAUGUUUAUAUGCGACAGCGUCGGUACCAUCGUAGCGAGCAGCAUCAACAGCAACACCGGGAGGCCCAAUCGGGUUACGCGGCAUUUAUUAAUCUUCUGCCGAUUAUAUUGCUGAUUGGAUUAUCGAUGAUGUCUUCGUUCUUCAUUUCAGACCCUAUUUAUAGUUUGACGCCCAGCCAGAAGUUCUCAGUCGCUCGUAAAACAAAUCAGUUGAAAAUCCCGUAUUAUGUUAAGGAUAAUUUUCAUUCAGAGUAUCAGGGUUCGGUUGGUCGUCUUGAGGCAUCCGUCGAGGAGGAAUACCUUAAUAAUUUGAAGCAUUCAUGCUACCGAGAGCGGAAUUAUAAGGAAACAAUGUUGAUGAAGGCACGCAACUUUGGUGACCGCGAACUGUACUACAAGGCCCAGAACAUCAACACGCCCUCGUGUGAUAAACUUCAAAGUUUGCACAACUAGUCAACUUUUUUCAACUGUUAAUUUAUCGAACUAAAAUAACAUUUUACAAACCACUGUUUGCUUCAAACAUCCCGAGUAUUGUCUGCAGGAUUUAGUCGUUGUUUUUAGGAGUUCCACAGAAAACUACAGUGGAUACAGAGCUGAAAUAGAGUCAGUCAUAUCAUGGAAUACUGAAGGAUGGUAAUACCUUUUCGUGGGUAAAUUUUCUCUACGUUUGAUUUCAUAUGUCCAUCCAGUCCAUGAACACAGUAGAUUUUGCAUGAAACACUACCUAACAUGGAUUGUUGUUAAAUGCCGGUAUUGUAACAAAUUGUUUAUUAAUUUAUUCAAUAUUCUUAGGAAAAACAAUAAAAAUUUGAAUGUUUGAUGGAAA